Penicillium vulpinum is the source of this 1530-nucleotide messenger RNA. RefSeq names its product flavin monoamine oxidase family protein. The coding region runs from base 1 to 1530 and encodes 509 amino acids. The transcript is spliced from 4 exons. Gene Ontology annotation, molecular function: oxidoreductase activity. The record is from RefSeq and is a predicted model, not a curated record. NCBI's taxonomy places the organism in Eukaryota, Fungi, Ascomycota, Eurotiomycetes, Eurotiales, Aspergillaceae.
AUGGCUCCGAUUCCGCACAUCGGCAUCAUCGGCGCAGGCAUUUCAGGUCUCCGCUGCGCCGACAUCCUCAUCCAAAGCGGGGCCCGAGUAACAAUCCUAGAAGCAAGAGAUCGCAUUGGUGGGAGGGUGCACCAAUCAACAGUGGGAGACCAUGUGGUGGAUCUAGGCCCGAACUGGAUUCAUGGCGCGGGGGAGAAUCCUAUCAUGACUAUAGCGGAAGAAACAAAGACCGUCAUGUAUGAUCCCGAGGGUGGAGGGCAUAUCUCUUACUCGCGAGAUGGCCACCCGAUCAAUGACGAAGUGAGCGCUAAAGUCCAGGACUUUGUAUGGACUACUAUAGGAGAGGCCUUCAAAUACAGCAAUCACCACGGAAAAAGCAUCCCAGUCGAGCGAAGUCUGUUCGAUUUCUUCUGCGAUCGAGUCCAGGAAACCAACUUCUCAGAUGAAGAGAAACAGCACUGCCUCGAUGCCUGUAGACUCUGGGGUGCAUAUGUCGGCGAUCAAGUCGAUAAGCAGAGCUUGAGGUUUUUCCGCCUGGAAGAAUGUGUUGAUGGGAGCAACUUCGUCGUGGCAUCUACAUACAAACGCAUCCUAGAGCAUGUCGCAAAAAUCGCUGUGGCAAAAGCCGACAUCCGCCUCAACGAACCUGUCAAAAGCAUCAACGCGCCACCUCGCAACAACCAAUCACCAAUACAGCAGCACACAGUAACUGUAACGACAGCCACAGGAACAAGCUAUGACUUCGAUGAAGUAGUCAUAACAUGCCCACUGGGCUGGCUCAAACAAAACACCUCAGCAUUCACACCGGCCCUCCCACCCCGUCUCGAGCAAGCAAUAAACAACAUCUCCUACGGCCGACUGGAAAAGGUAUAUGUGACAUUCCCGCGCGCCUUCUGGCACACCAACAACACCAGCACCUUAAUAACCGCCACUCCCAACACGGUGUUCGCCCAAUUCCUCAAACCAUCCUACGCAACCCACCCAGCACACAUAGAAUGGAACCAAGAAUUCAUUUCACUCGCUUCACUCCCAGAACCACACGCGCACCCAACCCUGCUCUUCUACACAUAUGGCGAAAGCGGUGCAGAGAUAAUAAAUCGCAUCUCGCAGCACGCACCCUCAUCGCCCGAAUACAGAGAAUCUCUAAUCGAAACACUGCACCCAUUCUACUCCCGACUUCCCGGGUACAGCGCCGAGAACCCAGACUGUGUGCCAGUAGCUUUGCUUGCUACGCAAUGGCAGAAGGAUGAGUUUGCUGGGAAUGGAUCGUAUUGUAAUUUCCAGGUUGGGCUUGAAGAAGCGGAUAAGGAUAUUGAAGUUCUUAGGUCUGGGGAUGGGAUUGGACCGGUUAGGGGACUUUGGUUUGCUGGGGAGCAUACGGCGCCUUUUGUUGCGCUUGGGACUACUACUGGGGCGUUUUGGAGUGGGGAGAGGGUUGCGGAGGUGAUUUGUCGGGGGUUUGGGAUGGGAGAGGUUGGUAGAAUGGGGGUGAAGGAUGAUUCUUUGCCUUCUGCUGGGGAUGUGUCUUGA